Molecule: messenger RNA, 1752 nt
Organism: Oncorhynchus keta (chum salmon)
Lineage: Eukaryota; Metazoa; Chordata; Actinopteri; Salmoniformes; Salmonidae
Gene: marcksl1b
Product: MARCKS-like 1b
Exons: 2
Coding region: 215-817 (200 amino acids)
Biological process (GO): central nervous system development; actin filament organization
Cellular component (GO): plasma membrane; cytoplasm
Molecular function (GO): calmodulin binding; actin filament binding
Source: RefSeq, a predicted model, not a curated record
UCGAAUCUAGUGGGUAUAUUACUACUGGAGUGAGAGGUUCAACUCCGGAGAAAACGCCAAGGAAACUAGCAAGGACCACCCCCCCCACCCCCCACACACACACAAAAAAAAUCACAUUUUGUCAUUGGAUCCAUACUACUGCCCGGGAGCUGGAUUAAAUUGAGAGAAACAUUUAGUUGUUGGUUUAAUUCUCUUUGAAAAACACCGAAUAACGAUGGGUUCCCAAGCGUCCAAGGGAGGGGUAGCUGUGGAGGCGAAUGCUGCGGAUGCCGCCACCGUCAAACCGAAUGGACAGGAGAACGGCCAUGUCAAGUCCAAUGGGGAUGCCACAGACACGGUCGCUCCAAAUGGUUCUGCCGACGCCAAGGAGCCUGAAGUGGGUGCUGGAGGGGACGCCAUCGAGCCAGCGCCCGAUGGUGAGGCCGCCAAACCAGAAGGUGAGGCCGCUGCCAAGGAUAUCUCCAAGAAGAAGAAACAUUUCUUCCUGAAGAAAUCGUUCAACUUCAAGGGCCUGAAACUGAAGAAGACCAAGAAGGAGGAGGUGAAGGAGGAAGAGGAGGCGGCCGCUUCCGCUGAGGAGAAACCCGCAGAGAACGGAGCCGCUGUGGCUACGGAGGAGAAGAAAGCAGAGGAGGAGGAGGUUGUGGCGGCUGCUGCAGAUGCCCCUAAGGCCGAGGAGGCGCAGGUUAAAGCAGAGGAGGCACCUAAGGAGGAGGUAAAGGAGGCGGCUGCACCUGCCCCAGAGCCCACCAAACCAACAGAGGAGACCAGCUCGACCCCCGCGGCAGUAGCCCCCUCCCAACAGAAUGCAGAGUGAUUGUAUCUUUACCGACAACAAAGGACUGGGUGAACUGUUUUUCAAGAGAGAGAGAGAGAGAAAAUAGUUAUAAAUAUAUAUUUCUAUAUAUAUGUCUAUAUGUAUACAUAUGUAUGGAUAUAUGUAUAUGUAAAUAUAUACACAUUUAUGUGAGACUCCAUUGUGUCACUUUUGUCACGGUAACAAGAUGACAAGACUAGAUCCACUAGUUCACUUCCCUGGUUACGGCGAGACAGGGUCAAACCUGGUGGUAUUAUGUGCUGGUUGCUAUGGGAACAAUGGGAUUUCUUGGACCGCAAAGUGGAACACAGUUGUGGAUGGGAGUCGAGUUGACCCGUCUUUUCCCUAAAAACACCCGACCCAAGAAUAGGAUGCGUCCACGUGUAGGAAUGAACUGGACAGGACAGGACACCAACCCGAACACCACAUGAAAUGACUAUUCAUCCAUUUUUAGAAGAAGAAGAAGAAAAACAAGAAGAAGAAGAAGAAAAAAAACAAGAAGAAGAAGAAGAAGAAAAAAAACAAGAAGAAGAAGAAAUCAGAAAUUGAAAAAAAGAAAAAGAGAGACUUUGCCAACUUUCUACAUUCCUAUAUUUUCACCCCAAAUUUGAAGUAUUUUGUGGUGUACCUUUUAGAGAACAAUUUUAAAGAUUCAGAGAAGCUGUGUUUUGCAACUUUAGAUUUUUAUCUUAGUGGGGGUAAUAAAAAAAAUAAAAAUAAAAAAAAACACGCUUGAGUUUGAUAUGUUCAGUGUUGCAGUUUUAAAAGGAAGCAAGAGGAAUUGUUCAUCUGUCUGGUGUGUGUAAGCCUGACUCUACUUUAAUGUCUCUGUAAAUACAUCGGGACUUAUACUGUUCUUUAUUUAGCUAAUGUUGACAGAUGUUAUGGUUUUAUUGUAAAGUUGACAAUGGUAAAUAAAUGUUGGUUACCAAAAA